This is a messenger RNA of Botrytis porri, 1989 nucleotides long. RefSeq lists its product as uncharacterized. NCBI's taxonomy places the organism in Eukaryota, Fungi, Ascomycota, Leotiomycetes, Helotiales, Sclerotiniaceae. The coding region runs from base 1 to 1989 and encodes 662 amino acids. The record is from RefSeq and is a predicted model, not a curated record. The transcript is spliced from 4 exons.
AUGGACUCUCCCAACUCCCCAAAUUUCUCCCGUCCUCUUCCUCCUCCCUCAUCUCCUCGCAGACCUCCUCCUCCACUAUCCUACCUACCUGGACACAAUCUCCCCGUCUCAGUCCCCGAACUGAGCGAGGAACUCGCCCUCCGCGCUUCACUAGACGGCAACCUGGACGAUAUUCACUACCCGGCAAAACCAAUCCCCGACCCGCAAUCCUCAACCAAAAUCCCACAAAUCCCACGCCACAUGAUCUCCUCACCUUCUCCCAAUUUUCCAUCCCACCACCUUCGCACCACCAUGUCUUCCCCCCAGCUUCGUCGCUCAGCUACCUCUCCCGAUCUUUCAGCUCCUCCAGUCUCACCCAUCCCCGAAGAGCAAGAAUACACACCCAACCGCAAUGGCGCAAUCAGUCGCACAGAUCGCUAUUCACGAGUCCUUCCCGCAAUUCUUCCUCAUCCAUCAACUCCACCACCACCAAUCCCCUCCUCCUCCUCAACCAACCUCUUCACUUCCUCCCGCCCCAGUAACCUCCGACACGUAACAUUCGCGCACGAAACCUCCGAUCUCUCACUCACCCCUUUGAUUCCCUCUCAAACCUCUCAAGACUCCUCCCUCCCCACCGAAACCACCAAAAAAUCCCGUUUCAACCUCACCCUCGCGCAUCAAAAGAUGCACAAAGCAUUUUCCACCCUGCGAACACACACGCAGACCCUCUCUCCAAAACCUAGUUUGAUUCUGCGAAAAAAGUCUUCCAGUUCUGCGCUCUUUGGUUCGGGCUCUGGCUCUUCUCCACUCUCUGCUUCUCAAGCAUCGACAGAUGAACCUACGAGACCGAAAACCGCACCGUCGUCCUCAUCAUCUUCUUCUUUUUCCGGAUUUGGAAAUCCUUUUUCGGGGAUGCCGGGUGUGUUUAUGAAAGAUACAAAGGAUAAGGAGAAGGAGAAAGAGAAGAAAGAUGCGAGAGCAGGAAAAGAAAUGCAGAUCGGUGCGCCAACUGGAAUGGUGAAGAAGACACCCGAGGAGAUUCAACAGAUGUUGAGAGACAUGGGGGUGAGGAGUGAGGAUUUAGCGUUUGUUUCAGGUUCUUCGGCUUCGGCUUCAUCUUCGGCUGCUGCGCAUCUUGGCUCUGAAGUCUCACCACCUCCCACUCCUCAAAAUCACAAUCCCCACAGACCCCCCCCAAUCUUAAGCGCCAACCAAAAAGGCAAACUCCCUGCUCUACAUGCUGUCCCGCCAGCCCCGAACCCUCACUUCACUCGUCCCCUGCGUUCUUCCUCGCUCUCCGUCCCCCAAGAUCUCACUACUAAGCCCCUCGGUUGGUAUAGCAUUGCUCCUCUCGAUUCUAUUAGCGCUACGCUUCCGAAAAUAAGAAAGGAGAAUUUAUUGAAGAAUGAGGAGAUUGAGGGGUAUUUUGAGGAGGUGAAGAGGAAUUUUGAGAGUUUAGAGGAUGGAAAGUCAGAGAGGAAGAGAGACAAUGAGGAGGAAGAAACGAAGAGGGAUAUUGAGAGGUUGAGGAGGGAGUUUGUUGCGAAAGAGAAUGAGAAUGAGGAAGGGGAGGAUGGCGAUGGUGAUGAUGAUGAUGAGGACGACGACGAAGAAGAACCAUACAUCUGGGGCCAAUACGGCAAGCCAAAUCCAGAUUUCGUAGAUGGCGGCUGGGCACAAGAAGAAACUAGUAGUGCGGGGGUUGGAGCACGUUGGUUUGUAUUCAAUGAUGUGGAGAAAGUGUUGGGGGGACCAAAGUGUCCGAUUACACAUGCGGUUGAUGGGUUUGAGGAUGAAGAUACUGAUGUGGGAGAGAGGGAGGGAGAGGUUGUGGGAUAUACUGAGGGAGAUGAGGAUGGAGAGAUUUUAAUUGGGAUUGAGAGAGAGGAGAUAAAUGGUACGCUUUUGAGUCCGAUUCAAGAGGGAUUUGGAGAGGGAGAGGAGGAAUUUGAUGAGGAUGCGCGACAGCUUUCUCAGGAGGAGAUAUUGAGGAGAGAGGGAUUACUUUGA